AUGAAAUCUCUUCUACUGCUCCUGUUUUUCGGAGCUUCAGUCACAUUGGCAAAAUCGCCUUUUGAGCAUAAAGCUCUCGAUGAGUUUUCAGAUAAAGAGAGAGAAGAUUUGUUGAGAGAGUCGGCUGAUGAAGAAAACGAUCCGAAACUUAUACUACCGACGAUCUUUCCUGCUGAAGUAAGCCCAAUUUUUUCUACUUUGUGUUUUAAGUAUUGCUGUAUCAGAAGAAGACUAUACCAUCGGCAAAAGCAAUUAUAAGCCUCCCCACUGAUAUCAUCGUUCUUUUAUAUCAGAAAGACUUUUUUAGGGGAUAAAAUGAUUCACAUCAGGUUGAGGCUUAACUUAGUAGGUGACGUAACAACGAGCUUCUUGAGUGUAUUCUGACCUCUGCAUUUGAAGUGGUAAACCUAAUGACACGCGAGUAAAACACCUCUAAAAUCCCUUAAAGGGGUUAUGAAAGUUAUGAAAGCUUAUUUUAUCAUCAACAGAAGUUAUGUAAACUUUCACGGGGAAUUUGUCUGGCGGUCGCCAAGGAUGACUCUUGUAAAAGAUUGGCUUGUUACGAGAAAUAUAAAACCUGCAUGGAGUCAAAGCUACCUUAUCCACGCCCCACGCCAACUCCGAGACAGGUACGUAUGUGAAAUGAACAUACGAAUAAAUAGAUAAUUAGAAAUCUGAAUGAUUGAAUGAUUGUAUGACUAAAUGACUGAAUGAGGGAAUACAUGCUAGGUUUUCACUUAAAUGUAAGACUUUUGUUUCAACCAUGGGAAUAUAAAGCAAGAGGUUGUGGAGCUAUCCGAUAGGCUUCUCUGGUGAACAAUUAUUGUUCCAGAUGGGAGCUUUUUAUAGAACUUUUAGAGAUAGAAGAAGCACAACUUCCUCAGAAAUAUAAAUGAAUUCUAGAAAUCAUAAAUCAUCGUGGGCCGGUGAACUGCCAAAAAAAGGACGUUACCUUAUUGAAAAACUUACCCUCAAAACUUACCAUCGAUUUUAUUCCAUCUACAACUAAUUGAUUUGUGUGAAAAAAAGAAAAAACGUCUUUUUCAACGUAAAAUGAAGUAGACAUUUUUCAAAUAAAGUAUCUUUGCCUAAGUAAAGUUAAAUUUUUUAGAAAAGAACAACGAAUAAUAAGGUGUGUUCUUGUAAUAUUAUUUUAUUUAUUUUUCAGAAAAAGUGUCUCGAUAUUGGUAAGAAAUGCAUGGGCAAACCUGGUAUUGACUGCACCAACAAGUUAUUAUGCAUGGCUGCUGUUAAAAUAUGUCUGGGGGUAAAUAAUCUCCCUGGAGGACCCAGGUACCUUCCCAUUGCUCCAUGGUGAUCAAUCCUCUUGUUUCUCUUGAAACUCGUCACUCUUGGCGCCAAUUAUGGUAAAGAAAGAAUGUGAUGUAGAUGUCAUGGAUAGAUGAAUAAUUUGGAGGAAUAAAGCUGAUUUAAAAGCUGUC
Molecule: messenger RNA, 1442 nt
Organism: Pocillopora meandrina
Lineage: Eukaryota; Metazoa; Cnidaria; Anthozoa; Scleractinia; Pocilloporidae
Source: the annotation of a GenBank genome assembly